AUGGGGAAGAAGUUCAUCAACAAGAAGCACGCGAAUCGCUCGAAGAGCAAUGGGAAUCGGCGCGACGGCUUCACCCCCGUCGAGAAGACGAAUGAGAAAUAUUGGGCUUUCUACAAGGCCCAAGCGUUGUUCCCCGAAGAGGAAUGGGACGAUUUCCAGGCUGUCGUGCGUCGUGAUUUGCCAUCGGCGUUCCGCGUCCAGGGAUGCCACAAGGACCGUCAGACGUUGAUUGCCGAGAUGGAGAAGCGCUUUUUCACCAAAAUUCGCGCUGCCGGAGACGCGUCCGUUUUUGUGCCCGAGGAGUUGCCGUGGUACCCGGGAGCGUACCAGACUAGAAUGUCACGCACAGAGGUCCGAAGUCACCCAAUUCUCGCCCAGCUGCACAAUUUUCUGGUGACCGAGGCUGAGCUUGGAUCGAUCAGUCGUCAGGAAGCGGUGAGCAUGAUCCCGCCGCUGCUCCUCAACCCCGCCAAGGAUCAUUUUGUGCUCGAUUUGUGCGCGGCGCCGGGGAGCAAAACGAUGCAGCUGAUCGAGAUGAUGCACGAAGAGGACCCGAAUCCAACUGGCAUGGUGAUUGCAAACGACGUCGACAAGAAGCGAUGCUACAUGUUGGUCCGGCAGACGUUGAAGCGGAUGAAGAACGCGAACACGGCAGUGAUCAACGAGGACGCCACCCAGCUCCCGGAUUUCAAGUGGAAGGACGGCUCGACCAGGAAGUUUGACCGCGUGCUUUGCGACGUCAUUUGCAGUGGCGACGGGACCGUGCGCAAGAAUCCGGACAUCUGGGAGAAGUGGUCGCCCCAGGAGGGGAUCGGCAUCCACAAGCUGCAGCUGAGCAUCGCCCGGCGCGCCGUCGAGCAGCUGGCCGUCGGCGGGCGCAUGGUCUACUCAACCUGCUCGAUGAACCCGAUGGAGGACGAGGCUGUCGUAGCGCAGCUGCUGCGCGAAGCCAAAGGCGGCCUACGGCUUAUCGAUGCCCACCCCAUGUUGCCAAAGCUGAAGGCGCUGCGCGGUGUUAAUAAAUGGAAGGUGAUCAGCAAGGCGAUGGUCGAAUACCCCACGCACGCCGAUGUUCCUGAAGAGCUACAGCGUCCGAUCGUCAAGUCUCUAUUCCCGCCCACCGAAGAGGAGGCGGCCACGAUGAACCUACCCUAUACGAUGCGCAUCGUGCCCCAUCACCAAGACACUGGCGGCUUCUUCGUAGCUUUGCUGGAGAAGGUCUCCGAAGUCGAGUUCACCCGGGAAAACAGCAAUGUGAAGGGAGCCGUCUGGCGCAAAAAGUUCUUCAAGGAUGACCCCUUCACGUUCUUGAAAGAAGACGACGAGCGCUGGUUUGAUAUUAGAAAUCACUACGGAAUCUCGGACACGUUUCACUACCAAAACCUCUUCAACCGGAUGCUCGAGGACCAGAACAGCCGGCAGCUCUUCUACGUCAACGACGCCGUCAAGGAGUUCUUGAAAGCAAACAUGGCCCACAUCUCCAUAAUCAACGCCGGGAUGCGCAUGUUUGGGCGCAACGAGAACAAGGUGGAACAAGUGAAAUUCCGUGUCUCGCAGGAGGGGAUAGGUGCCCUGUUCCCGUAUUUGUCGAAGCAAGUGCUCCAAAUUUCGCGCAAGGACAUGUUGACGAUCCUCCGCCACGAGGGCAACCUGGUGCCGAUGGAGGAGCUUGAGGCCGGCGAAGCUAUGCGCAAGAAUCUGAGCGGUAGUCUCGUCGUCUACGUCGACCGGGACGAUCCGGUGUGCACCUGGAUCGGCCAGAAGACGUGCGCUCCAUACGUUGGCAAGGAGGAGAAGGUGCACCUGUUGCGCCUGCUCGGCGAGGACACCGAGGUCAUCGAGGACCUGAUGAGGAACAACCGGAGAGCCAAGGCCGUCGCCGAUCGAAACGCUGUCGACGAGGAGCGAGCUCGCGCAAAAAAUGGAGAGAAUGACGACGCGGAAACGGCUGAAGAAGCCCCCGCCGAAGUGCAGGACGAUGACGAAGGGUCGGGCGGCUACCGCACCGACGACGAGGGCAAGAAGGGCGAGGCUUCUUCAGAUGAACCGGACGCGAAACGGGUAAAGACCGAAGCG
Messenger RNA from Mesorhabditis spiculigera, 2076 nucleotides. NCBI's taxonomy places the organism in Eukaryota, Metazoa, Nematoda, Chromadorea, Rhabditida, Rhabditidae. The record is from the annotation of a GenBank genome assembly.